GGCCUCAACGACGCAUCCGGGCUGAACGAAAUCAGCGCGUGUCCCGGGUCUGAGACGCUCCCGAAGAGAUCUUCUGCGUCCUCGAAUCGCCCGAAGAAGCCUGGUCGGCGACGUGAAGAGAGGUCUAGCGCUCGCCGUCGUCCCUCUCCUCGGCACCCACAGCCGUGUAUUCAGCCCGAGAGUGCACCAUGGACGCCUGGGAGUUUUACAAAGGGAAGAACAUCCUGGCCCCGAUGGUUCGGGUCAACACGAUGCCCACUAGGCUGCUCGCUGCUGAGUACGGGGCUGACAUCGUGUACUCAGAGGAGCUCAUCGAUCGCAAGAUGAUGAAGGUCAAACGAGUGGAGAACACGGCGUGGGGUACUGUGGACUUUAUCGAUCCGGAUGCCACCAACGAUGACACGGCAGUGGUGUUCCAAACUACUCCUGAGGAAAAAAAUCGACUGGUUAUGCAGUUGGGAACUGGAGAUGCUACGCGAGCACUGCAAAGUGCAAUGGUCGCAGUCAACGAUGUGGCUGCUAUUGAUAUAAACAUGGGAUGCCCGCUGAAAUUUUCGACGGCGAGCGGGGCAGGUUCAGCACUGCUAAAAAAGCCGGAAACGGUGCACGACAUUCUGACCACUUUGAGGAGAAAUCUACCAGCCGAGACGCACGUGACCUGCAAAAUCAGGCUUUUGGAAACGAUAGAACAAACCGUCGAGUUAGCCCGCGUCAUUGAGAAAUGCGGAGUUUCCGCGUUUGGAGUGCACGGCCGUUAUGUUGGACAGCGGCCGAGAGAUGCAGCGCAUUGGGAUAAGAUAAAACAAGUCGUCGAGUCCGUGUCUUGUCCUGUUAUUGCAAAUGGUGAUGUUUUCGAGUAUUCAGAUUUUGAAAAAAUAAGAGCUGAAACGGGAGCCGCAGCUGCAAUGUGUGGGCGCGGGGCGAUGUGGAACCAGUCGAUAUUUCGCAAAGAGGGCGUGAUACCUCCACGCGAUAAUCUAAACUCCCUUCUCACCAAGUGUUUCGAGUGGAACCAUUCGUUGAAAAACACGAAGUACCUCACGAGGGAGAUCCUCAUCAAGUCAACUGGUUUGGAAAACGAGGAAGGCUGGGCGCUGAACAAGUCAAAAAGCCUCGCUGACGUCGCUGGUGUUUUCAAUAUUCCUGAGAACGUUAUCGGGCGUAAACGAGUAUCGAAUCUCAAGCGUCCGUGUGAAGACUUGGUCGAAAAUGACGAAAAUGUCAGAGUGAAGUCUUCUUCAGAGCAAUAGGUUUUCAUAGCUUCAUGCGUAGGGCUUCGAUAUAGUAGAUAAGCUCAUUAAC
Micromonas commoda is the source of this 1302-nucleotide messenger RNA. RefSeq lists its product with no specific name. The record is from RefSeq and is a predicted model, not a curated record. Gene Ontology annotation, molecular function: tRNA dihydrouridine synthase activity; flavin adenine dinucleotide binding. The transcript has 3 exons. Lineage: Eukaryota; Viridiplantae; Chlorophyta; Mamiellophyceae; Mamiellales; Mamiellaceae. The coding region runs from base 189 to 1250 and encodes 353 amino acids. Gene Ontology annotation, biological process: tRNA dihydrouridine synthesis. Gene Ontology annotation, cellular component: cytoplasm.